ACAGAGAGACAGAGAGAGAGAGAGAGAGAGAAAGAAAGAAAGAAAGAAAGAAAGAAAGAAAGAAAGAAAGAAAGAAAGAAAGAAAGAAAGAAAGAAAGAAAGAAAGAAGGGGACUCAGAAACUCAGACAGAUGUGACCAACACAGCAGCUCUAGCAACCAUGGACUUCUGCAAUAUGUGGGUACCAGAAAUCAGGAUGUCAAAGCCAGUAGAGGUUGAGAACACAGGGGCUGACUCUCCAAUUGAGAGCACAGAUUCAGAGCGGAAUGGUCCUGAUAAAAACCAUCAGCUUCAGCAGAUGAAAAUCAGUCCCCUUCACCUUUCUCCAACCCUCAGCAGCAACAAGAAUAAGAUGGAAGAGUGUGGUGAGAUGUCCCUGGGCCCUGCUCCCCACCACAGCCACGCCCCCUCACAGACGCCCCUCCCACACACACAGCUCAUGCUGACCGGCUCCCAACUGGCAGGGUUGACUGCUCUCUUGCCAGCGCAGCAGCAGUUGUUACUGCAGCAGGCUCAGGCUCAGCUUCUAGCUGCAGCUGUGCAGCAGUCUGUUCAGCAGUCCAACGCAGCUCACGCAGCUCACGCAGCCCACGCAGCCGCUCAAGCCAAUCAGCAAGCUCAGGCAGCCGCAACAGCCAAUCAACAUGCCCAGCAGCAGCAGGCGGGACAGACAGGGCAGCAGGGCCAAUCACAGCCCCAGGGACAGAGCACACAGGAACAGACAGGUCAACCUGUCCCUGUCCCGCCCACUCAUCCCCAGCUCACCCUCUCUCAGCCAAUUCAGCUCACCGCCCAGGACAUCCAGCAGUUGUUGCAGCUGCAGCAGUUGGUUCUGGUGCCAGGACACCACCUGCAGUCUCCUCAGUUCCUCCUCCAACAGCACCAAGGGCAGCAAGGCCUACUGAUUCCCUCACUUCUUCACUCGUCAGGACUGCUAUCAACACCAAAUCUGAUUCAACUACCUCAGCAAAACCAAGGGAGCCUCCUGUCCACUCCCAGGCUGGGGCUCCAAGCACAGAGAGACAAGGCUAUGGAGGGCAGUGGGGUCAUGACCUCUGUGUCCUCUGUGACCUCUCACCCCGAGGAGCCCAGUGACCUUGAGGAACUGGAGGUGUUUGCCCGCACCUUCAAACAGAGACGCAUCAAACUGGGCUUUACACAGGGUGACGUGGGAAUGGCCAUGGGGAAGCUAUAUGGUAAUGAUUUCAGCCAGACCACCAUCUCUCGCUUCGAGGCCCUCAACCUGAGCUUUAAGAACAUGUGCAAACUCAAACCACUACUGGAGAAGUGGCUCAAUGAUGCAGAGACCAUGUCCACAGACAGUACUAUGCCCAGCCCCAGCUCUCUGUCCUCUUCCUCAAUGGGCUUCGAGGGCCUGCCGGGCCGACGCAGGAAGAAAAGAACCAGCAUUGAGACUAACGUCCGUGUGGCCCUGGAGAGAGCCUUCAUCACGCAGAACCAGAAGCCUACCUCAGAGGAGAUCCUGUGUAUCGCGGACCAGCUCAGCAUGGAGAAGGAGGUGAUCCGCGUGUGGUUCUGCAACCGCCGACAGAAAGAGAAGCGUAUCAACCCCAACAGUGCCACCCCACCCUUGCCCAGCCAGCCCCCCCAAGCCCCACCGACGCACAAACCCCCCUGCUACAGCCCACACAUGAUGUCCAGUCAGCUGUCCAGUCAGCUGUCCCAGGCAGUGACCAGCCUCAGUACCACAUUGACCACCAUGUCAUCGUUCUCCCCUCAUACCCCCAGUGGUCCCACCCACUCAUCUCUCAGCUCUGCCUCCUCUCCAGUGACUCCUCCUCGAAGCAGUUUAAGCCCAGCCCCUCCCAGCCACAGCACACUGAGUCUCAACACAGGCUUAUGGCGUUUGGGUAAAAAGAAUGGUGACGUGUCUAACUACAUCACCGAUUUUGCUGCAAACUUGAGGAACACUGUGAUGGGAGUAAACACAGGGAACCAGGCUCUGAACCAAGCUCUCCUCAGCAACAACCCUCUGGCUACUAUACAAGCCCUAGCAGCCAGUGGUGGCCAGCUGCCCCUUUCCAGUCUUGAGGGAGGCAGUAAGGUGUUGCUGGGUGGUGCAGGGGGGCAGGGAGGGGGUCUCCAGUCCUCCUUCUUCCUCAACCACCCCGCUUUCCUCCACAUGGGCCAGAAUUCUGGUUCUGGAUUGAUCAGCCCUGCCGUAGCCAAAGCAUCUCAGCCCUCCCCUUUCCCCUCCACCAGUAGCAUAAGCCCCACCCCCUGCUCCCCCUCCCCUUGCUCUAGCCCCGCAUCUUCCUGCGACUUCAAUGAAUUGGCACACAGCCCAUCUUCGUUGGGAGGGGCUAAGAUUGAGUGACACAGCCAAGCGCCAAUCAGAGAGGAGAAGGAGAAAGGAGGAAACGACAACCUCGCCUUUCAACCAAAGCUAUCUCUUUUAUCACUCUCGCCCUACACUCUCUCUCUCCCCCCCAGUCUUUCGAUGCCAAAAAUACACAGAAUGAAAGAGAGGAGAGGGGGGAGUCAGAAGUGAAAAGGGGGAGAAGGGGGGAAAGAGGAAGAUUUAAACCAAAGAUCUUUAUCUAUCCAAAGUGAUGGAGGAGGCAUCAUGGGACUGUUUAGUCAAUACUGAGUGAUAUCGCACCUCUCCUUUCUGUCUCUCUUUCUUCCCCAGGAAAAUAAACCAAUGUCAAAUAACAGGAUUAGAGAUGUGCGUCGAAUCGCGUGAACCAAAAAUGACAAAAAUAAGCAUUACUGUGUGUUUUGGGGGAAUGGUGACAGGGACAGAAAGAAUAAGUUGAUGAAUUUCUUUGAAAAGCUGCAGGUCUGAAAGAGGAGGAGAUGGGAGGAGGAUUUUAAACCAAAAAUGUACCUGAGGAGGAGAAGAGGAACGCACGAUGACAAAAAUCAACAACCAUACCAAAAUCCCAGAAACCAAAAAUACGGAAGGAAAAGCUUUAUCCAAACGACUUGUACAUACUGAUCCUAUCCAGGACCAGGACUCUGCCACACACACACACACACACGAUGUCCACAGCCAAUCACAUUCAUCCAUCCAAUCAGUCAUCCACCCAUCAUGUCUGUCAUUGUCUGUCACUCACUUUCACAGCAAUUUUGUUGUUUCUGUGGGAUAUUUGAGAUUGUUGUAAAUGGUUGAUACUGAACGAGCCAAGCUUACAGGUGUUUCUCUGUUUGACUUGUCCUACCUCUGCUUCUUUAAGUAUCCUAUCUCCCCCUUGAUUCCCAAUAGUUUACUGAUAGAGUUGGAGUCUGUCAUCAUCAUCCUGUGCCAUUUACUUCAUGUUGUCAGAGAUAAUAAGAGACAAUAGGGAACAAGAGAUCAGGCUGAGUGUAGCAGUUUCCAGCCUUGAUAAAAACCUCUCUCUCUCUCCGUAAUUACUCACACCAAAAUGACUCACUUGAUGAAAUAAUAUUAGACUUAGACUCAAUGUAGUCCUUGUGAAUGGCCAAUCCACCAUGAUGACAGUAUGAAAUUGAGCAUGAUUGGAGAUUUAAACUAGUAACAUUGAGGCAAGAAAGAGGUAAAUGAAUAAAAAUGUUAGUUUAGUCAUGGACAGGUCUUUCUUACGUUGUCAAUCAGCCAUCUGUCUCGACAUGCAGUAGAGAAACAGAGAUCAAAACCUGGUUAAUGUUUAAUAUACAUUGUUUUUAUUGUUCAUCAUCCCUCCAUCCAUCCCAUUUUCACUGUCAUUUUCCACCCAAAUCUGCCAUUAUUACACGUUUAAACCAAAGCAUUUGUUACUCUUCAGAGGAGUCAGCCAUGACAUUAACACUCACAUACUGUAGGGGUUGGGGACACACCCUACCCCUCCCGCUGAACCCCCCUAGUUGACCCCUUCCAUCUCCUUAUGCCCGAGAGGGUCACUUCAAAAGGACAGAACCCUCACCCAACAUAAAAGGGGUGCAUACGGGGAGGGGAUCGGAUGGUGCGAUGGGAUCAAACAUACAGAAAGAGGGGAUGUUUUUAAGAGGAUACCAAAAAUACAAACCAAAAAUGUCAGAAACAAACCAAAAAGAAACAGCCAAAUAUGGAUGGGGGGGGUGAGGGGAGGAGGACAAGUGUAGUUUUUUACAGACUGGAGCUGACACCUCUGUCUGUUAUCCAACUAACUGGGCUUCAGUGGCCCUCUCUAAACUGUGUAGCACAGAUGGACAGAUGUAUAGAUAGACAUCCUCCCUUUCCCCUGUCUUUUUCUCUCCAAACUCAGCUCUUCUUCUCUGGUCCUGGAUGGAGAAAUCUCUAAUGACCUCAUUGAACUGAAUCUUCAAAGUUUUUAUUUUCCUGUUUGUUGGUUUAUUUUGUAUUUGAUUUGUUUGCUGUGUCUCUUGAUGCUGUUUAUGUGCUGUUCUUUACUCAUUUGGGAUAAUAACGUAUUCGCUUGCUACGACAGCUCCUUAUUUUUUCCUAGUUGUUCUAGAGAUUUUUAAUCAGGUGGUUGGAAAAAUACUGUGAAAAUGUAGCUUCCAGAUUUUUAUUAGAUAAAAAAAAACCUGACUGUCUUGGCAGAAAAAAGACACAUAAAAAGUCCAAAACAAGAGUUGAAAAGCAAAACGUGCAAACCAAACACCAAACCAAACACCAAAUACCAAACCAAACACCAAAUACCAAACCAAACACCAAACCAAAC
Messenger RNA from Oncorhynchus gorbuscha (pink salmon), 4627 nucleotides. RefSeq names its product POU domain, class 2, transcription factor 2-like. Gene Ontology annotation, cellular component: nucleus. The transcript has 16 exons. NCBI's taxonomy places the organism in Eukaryota, Metazoa, Chordata, Actinopteri, Salmoniformes, Salmonidae. Gene Ontology annotation, molecular function: DNA-binding transcription factor activity, RNA polymerase II-specific; RNA polymerase II cis-regulatory region sequence-specific DNA binding. Bases 160 to 2337 code for a protein of 725 amino acids. The record is from RefSeq and is a predicted model, not a curated record. Gene Ontology annotation, biological process: regulation of transcription by RNA polymerase II.